AUGAAACUCUUCUCUACAGUUUGGGCAGGUUUUGAUACGAUUAGACCAUUGUUGAAUACAAACAUAGCAAAAUUUAUGGAGGCAAUCAAUUGUAGCCAUUUCAUUAAUAUUUAUAAAAUUGAGACAAAUGGUACAUUUUUCAUUGCUUUCUAA
Messenger RNA from Dictyostelium purpureum, 153 nucleotides. RefSeq lists its product as uncharacterized. The transcript has a single exon. Bases 1 to 153 code for a protein of 50 amino acids. The record is from RefSeq and is a predicted model, not a curated record. NCBI's taxonomy places the organism in Eukaryota, Evosea, Eumycetozoa, Dictyosteliales, Dictyosteliaceae.